GCGCGAUGCGACGGCUGGGCUUGGGGGACGUACCGGGUAGCCGGACCCUUCCUGUGCACGCAGGGCCCGUGUCAACGCUCCAGCGCCCCGGCAGCAGGGCCGGGUGGGGCUGCGGUCUUUAAUCCGGUUAUGGGGGAUUAACGUGGCGGUUUAAAGGCCGGAGCGGCGCGAGGAAGGGGUUCCAGGCGCGCCGGAGAGGAAGCGGCCGCCGCCGAGCAGCGGGGCAGCCCAGACGGCACCUUACGAUGCCAGCCAUCAACAUCGAGGACUUGAGCGAGAAGGACAAACUGAAAAUGGAAGUGGAGCAGCUCCGGAAAGAAGUGAAGCUGGAGAGGCAGCCGGUGUCCAAGUGCUCUGAAGAGAUCAAGAACUACAUUGAGGAGCGGUCGGGUGAGGACCCGCUGGUGAAGGGGGUUCCCGAGGACAAGAACCCCUUCAAGGAGAAGGGAGGCUGUGUCAUCGCUUAGGAAAAAGAACCCAGCACCUGCCACUGGAGCAGACAUUCUUGUACCUGUAGGGAGUCACUAGUGUGUCCCCACUACCGCCGGUCCUUGUUGAACGAGCACAGGAGCGGAUUUCUUCUUUUUAUUUUUUUUUUUUUUUUCUUACAAAAGUAAAGAAACCAACCCAAAAGCAGCUGAGACCCACAUCGGUCGCUCCACAGGGACGGCUGCUUCACACUCCCCGCCGUGGCCGGGAACGGCUCCUUUCGCUUUGCGGCGCCUGCUUUUGCCUCCCGUUUGUCGGUUGCUUCAUGGCUGUUCGUUGGCAUUAAAGAAAACCUGCCUGUAACCUGA
Molecule: messenger RNA, 797 nt
Organism: Columba livia (rock pigeon)
Lineage: Eukaryota; Metazoa; Chordata; Aves; Columbiformes; Columbidae
Product: guanine nucleotide-binding protein G(I)/G(S)/G(O) subunit gamma-11
Exons: 3
Coding region: 246-467 (73 amino acids)
Biological process (GO): G protein-coupled receptor signaling pathway
Cellular component (GO): heterotrimeric G-protein complex
Molecular function (GO): G-protein beta-subunit binding
Source: RefSeq, a predicted model, not a curated record